AUGUUCAAUUCCAUAUACGUACAUGACCCUACGUUUCGUCCUAUCCGUCGCAACAUGAGUUUUAAACGAUUAACGACUUCGAUUUGUGCAGUACGAGUUUGUGUUUGCGGAGACGAAGGCACCGGGAAAUCUAGUCUCAUCGCAUCCCUUGUCAAGGAUGUAUUCGUUAGCAACAAGAUCCAACCCGUUCUACCACAAAUAACUAUUCCUCCAAGUAUUGGGACUCCCGAAAAUGUCACCACAACUAUUGUCGAUACGUCUGCGCGUCCGCAAGACCGGACCACUCUACGCAAGGAAAUCCGAAAGUCCAACGUCAUCCUCCUAGUCUAUUCAGACCACUACAGUUAUGAACGAGUGGCCCUCUUCUGGAUGCCCUAUUUCCGCUCCCUCGGCGUAAACGUCCCCGUAGUCCUAUGCGCCAACAAGUCCGAUCUAACCGAUAACACCACUCCGCAAGUUGUCGAAGAUGAGAUGCUACCCGUCAUGAACGAGUUCAGGGAAAUUGAUUCUUGUAUAAGAGCAAGCGCCAGAGAACACCAGAAUGUGAACGAGACCUUCUUUCUCUGUCAGAAAGCUGUCACACACCCCAUCGCGCCGCUCUUCGACUACAAGGAGGGAAAUCUAAAGCCAGUCUGUGUGUCGGCUCUAAAGAGGAUAUUCUACCUUUGCGAUAAAGAUCAAGACGGAUACUUAAAUGAUGACGAGAUCCAAGAAUUUCAAUUCAAAUGUUUCGAGAAACCCUUGUCCCCCGAAGACCUUGAUAACAUCAAGUUAUCAAUAGCGAAAUCUGUGCCUGGGUCUGAUACUACCAAAGGUGUUGACAUGCGAGGUUUUCUUCAGCUGAAUAAGAUAUAUGCCGAGAAAGGUCGACAUGAAACCAUUUGGAUCAUCCUACGUAAAUACCACUAUACCGAUAGCUUGAGUCUGGAAGACAAUUUCAUUCACCCGAAAUUCGAUGUUCCGGAAUACGCCUCCGCCGAGCUGAGCCCGGCUGGAUAUCGAUUCUUCAUGGACCUCUUCCUACUGUUCGAUAAGGAUAAUGAUGGCGGCUUGAACAAUCAAGAACUACGCGCCUUGUUCGCUCCCACCCCUGGCCUACCUCUCUCCUGGGUAGAAUCGUCAUUCCCCUCUACGACCGUUCGCAACGAAGCUGGUUACAUCACACUGCAAGGAUGGCUUGCCCAAUGGAGUAUGACAACAUUCCUUGAACCGAAAACUACUCUAGAGUAUCUCGCGUACCUAGGUUUCGAGCCUCCGAAUGCUAGAGAAUCUCUGACGUCAGCUUUGAAAGUAACAAAAUCUCGAAAAAGAAGAAGACGUCCUGGCCGAGUCGAACGAAACGUUGUGCUGUGUUACAUCAUUGGCGGAUCGGGAGCUGGCAAAUCGUCUCUUUUAGAUGCAUUCCUCAACCGACCGUUCGACGGCCUGUAUAACCCAACUAUUAAGCCUAGAAGGGCGGUCAAUAGCGUCGAGCUUCAGGGUGGCAAGCAAUGCUACCUCAUCCUAGAAGAACUCGGGGAACUUGAGCCAGCGAUACUGGAAAACCAAGUCAGACUAGAUUCCUGCGAUCUCAUUUGUUAUGCGUAUGAUUCGUCAGACCCAGACUCAUUCUCUCAUAUUGUCGAUCUUCGAAAGCGAUACCCGCAGCUCGAUGAUCUACCCUCAAUCUACACGGCCUUGAAGGCCGACAAAGACAAGACUACUCAACGAAGCGAAUUACAACCGGACCAAUAUACGUCGAGCUUGAUGAUGAGUACGCCGGUUCACGUAAGUGUGACAUGGAAUAGUAUCGGUGAACUAUUCGUCGCUUUAGCUGAGGCUGCCACUAAUCCAAGCACGGCAUUCCCCAAGAGCGAAGAACCACCACCAGACCGGACAAGCCUAUAUCUUGCUCUAGGAGCAACUGCAUGUGCUGCGGCAGCGGCAUUUAUGAUUUGGAGAAGAUCCACGAAUUCUAUCUAG
Molecule: messenger RNA, 1962 nt
Organism: Annulohypoxylon truncatum
Lineage: Eukaryota; Fungi; Ascomycota; Sordariomycetes; Xylariales; Hypoxylaceae
Product: mitochondrial Rho GTPase
Exons: 2
Coding region: 1-1962 (653 amino acids)
Biological process (GO): mitochondrion organization; regulation of mitochondrion organization; small GTPase-mediated signal transduction
Cellular component (GO): mitochondrial outer membrane
Molecular function (GO): calcium ion binding; GTP binding; GTPase activity
Source: RefSeq, a predicted model, not a curated record